Fusarium vanettenii 77-13-4 is the source of this 1062-nucleotide messenger RNA. RefSeq lists its product as uncharacterized. The record is from RefSeq and is a predicted model, not a curated record. The coding region runs from base 1 to 1062 and encodes 353 amino acids. Gene Ontology annotation, molecular function: nucleotide binding. NCBI's taxonomy places the organism in Eukaryota, Fungi, Ascomycota, Sordariomycetes, Hypocreales, Nectriaceae. The transcript is spliced from 2 exons.
AUGGCCAAUCUCCGGUCCUUGCGCUGGGGCAUUAUCGCCACUGGCCAGAUAUCGUCCCACUUUGUUCAAGAUCUUAUCUUAGAACGCCCCGAUGCCCCUGUCAGACAUAUCGUCCAGGCGAUUGGGUCAUCGUCCAUCGAGAAAGGGCAGGCAUUUGCCUCGAAGUUCCUUCCAGGAUUUACCCCUAAUAUCUACGGCAGUUAUCAUGAAUGCUAUCGGGACCCGGAGGUCGAUAUUAUUUACAUUGGUACACCGCAUGCCUUGCAUAAGCAGAACUGCCUGGAUGCAAUUGCUGCAGGCAAAAACGUUCUGUGCGAGAAAGCGUUUACCAUUACUGCAAAAGAAGCCAUAGAGGUGUUUGAGGCAGCUCGCGCUAAGGGCGUCUUUGUGAUGGAAGCUAUGUGGACUCGUCAUUUUCCACUUGUCGAACGUCUACAGCAACUCCUACAUAAAGAAGGGCUUAUUGGGGAUAUCAAGAGAGUCUUCAGCGAUUUCGGAUUAAAGAUGGAUAUUGCGUCUCUCGGACAUGGGUCACGCUUGAAAAACCCUUCCCUCGGGGCUGGUAGCCUGUUAGAUAUAGGCAUCUAUAGUCUGACAUGGGCGCUUCUUGGCCUCGAAUCCGAGGCUAAGGAUCAAUCCCAGGCGCCUACUAUUGUCGCAACACAGACUUUGCAGGACGCUAUCGACAUCGCCACCGCAGCAAUUCUCCUUUAUCCCGAUGGGAGACAAGGCAUCAUUACCUCGUCGUUAGAGGUGAAAUCAGACGAUGCUUUCUGUCGAAUCGAAGGAUCACACGGCCAUAUUUUAGUUGAGGGUUUAGGCCCUUCAGUGCCUUCUUCCUUUACGAUGGAUUCCAAGAAGCAGGGUCUCAAGGCAAAAAGGUACGACUUUGAGCACCCGGGUAUGGGCUUCUAUUGGGAGGCAGAUGCUGCGGCGGCGCACAUUUUAGCCGGUGAGCUUGAAAGCGAUAGAAUGCCGUGGUCUGAAACGGUUCGUGUCAUGAAGAUCCUGGACGAGAUCCGGCGACAGGGGGGUGCCAGAUUUCCCCAGGACGAGGAGUAA